CGUCAGGCUGAAUCGCCGUUUCUACGAUAAGUUUGAGGACCGAGUGAGAGGGAAGCGGGACAAUCGCGUAUUCCAGACAAGGACAGAACCAUAUCACAUCGCGAGUGGCAGAAGUCUGCAAACUGCACUUCAGUUCUUGCAAGAAAAUGAAUAAGAAAACUGCACCUCCGGACGGAGGAUGGGGUUGGAUGAUCGUAUUAGCCUACGCUUUAAAUAACGUAGUGAUCAUCCCCAUAAUGCAAGGAUUCGGCCUAUUGUUUAAAGACACUUUCGUGGAUUUAAAAUUAUCGGCAACAAACGCUGCUGUCAUUAUAAACGUCAACUCCGCUUUCGGAAUGGCACUGGGUCUGAUUAAUGGGCCAUUGUUGAGACAAUUCGGAUAUAGGAAGAUUUCUGUUAUCGGUUCACUGUUUUACGGAGUUGGAAUUAUAUUAACUUCCUUCGCUACGAGUUUUGUACAUUUCAUUAUUGUCUACGGCAUCAUGGCGUCUUUGGGCAUGAGUCUUGUCGUAUCAUCUUUUUCACUGGCCCUGAACAGUUAUUUUAAAGAAAAACGUGGACGAGCAAUGGGUUUGGCGAUGACAAUCACCGGUAUAGGACCCAUCGUGAUGCCACAGCUGAUAUCGUUCCUGAUAUCAAUUUACGACGUCCAGGGUACGGUACUGAUUCUUGGAGCAAUUAGUUUGCACUGUUUGGUUGGUGCAUCUUUGCUGCAACCUGUCAAAUGGCAUCUUAAAGUCGUCGAAGACUCUUAUGACAUCGAAUCGGCAGAAAAUUGUGCAGAUGGAAAUCAAACCGAGGAGGAAGGUAAGAGCAUUCGAGAUUCUUUUUGCGAAUCCGAGAAUUUCGAAAAAAGGAGAAGAAGACCAACAAUUUCGAGUAUCGAUCACGAUGUAGAAACGGCAAGUAUUUAUGGAUUCGAUACACCAAUGCCGAGGCAGCUUUCCGAAAGUGUUUCUCGGCUGUAUGAUGGGAAUGCAGGUAAUCACCGAGAAAAUAGGAGCGGUUCGACGUACUCGAUCGUCGACGAUCAUCUUCGAAGUGGAACACCUCGACCUCGACUUGGACAAAAUUACCGAUGGUGGAGCUCAGGUAGAAGUAUCGAUACCAUUCACCUUGGGAGCAGUUUGCAAAUUUUCGAUGAGUCCACUGCAUAUAAACCUCUUCCACAAAAAAGUAUGAAUGGGUACUCUAAGAGCAAAUAUAUCGAAGACAGAAAGGCAAUGAUGAGUUCAUUUUCCGAAAAGGAAGAUUCGGAACGGCUGGAGAAGAAGAAAUUAGGGAAAGAUAGCGACGACGACAACAAUGGCAGCAAGCCAGACAAAGGAAAGUCCUCGUGCUGGAGAACGAUGAAGAACAUCGUAUUGUUUUUCGACUUGGAUCUCUUACGGGAUCCCAUAUACGUAAGCCUGAUGAUGGGAAUGUCCAUCGCCAUUUUCGCCGAGAUUAAUUUCUCAAUCCUGACUCCGUUUAUCCUAUCGGACAUGUCAUUUAACACUGAACAAAUAGCCAUUGCCAUGAGCGCAAUUGCGGGAGUUGAUCUCGUUUUUAGAGGAAUUGCCCCAUUUAUCGGGGAGUGGCUCAAACUGUCUGCGAGAAUGAUGUACAUGAUCAGUCUCUUUCUCCUGAUUUGCAGCAGGACAUCCCUGAUAUUCGUGAACAAUUUUGUAUCGGUGCUGAUUGUUGCAAUUGGUCUUGGAGUUGCUAAAGGAAUUCGAUCUGUAUACAUGUCUCUUGUGAUACCAGCACAUGUACCGAUCGAAAGACUUGCUUCGGCUUCUGGCAUCCAAAUGGUAGUCAAUGGCUUUAUACUCUUAAUUGCUGGACCAUUACUGGGCGUCAUCAGAGACAAAACUGGAAGCUACUCGUUAUGCAUCACCUUCAUUAACUGUGUAACAGGCGUGACAAUUGUAUUAUGGCUAACAGAAAUAUUUAUUGUCAGCAGAGUUAAAAAAAGGAAAACCUUGAAUCAACAGAAUGACAAAAUGGUAAAUGAGGACUGACGGAAUUAUUUGUACGGGAUAAACAAUGGUAUUCGUAAAACGGAAUGAGAAAGUGAAAGAAUAAGUGAUUACGUAAAUGUUUAUAUGUAGCGGGUCCAAGAGUGAAAAAUGUUAAUGUAAUAGAACAAAGGAAUGAAAAAUCACUGAUGCCAGGAAAACUAUAGUACAAGGCAGUACAAGGUAAAAAAAAAAUUGAGACAGGGUGAUAAGCGUUAUUUAAAUGAGAUUGUAAAUUAUAAAAAUUAUAAAUACUUACCGAGAAGAGCGUUGCUUUAUUUAAAAUUAUAUUAAGACUAUAGUAUGAUUUACCGCUGUGUUCUUUGCCUGAAAUUAGAAUAAAUGUAUAUUUGUUUAGUGCAAGAUAUACAAUUGUUGAGAAUGUACUUACGUAGCAGUAAUUCGUUUUUAAGUUAUUAUGUUUUCUCUGAAAUGUGCACUUGUCUGUAUCACAAUUUAAUGAAUGAGUACGAUGUAUUAUGAAUGAAGAUGAUUUAAGAAAGAACCUGCAAAAUA
Molecule: messenger RNA, 2516 nt
Organism: Orussus abietinus
Lineage: Eukaryota; Metazoa; Arthropoda; Insecta; Hymenoptera; Orussidae
Exons: 10
Coding region: 147-2003 (618 amino acids)
Biological process (GO): transmembrane transport; monocarboxylic acid transport
Molecular function (GO): monocarboxylic acid transmembrane transporter activity
Source: RefSeq, a predicted model, not a curated record